AUGGAAGAUGCUCCCAGGUUUAUCAUCGGACACCAUGACCCAAAAAGACCCAUACCGGUCUUGAUGGAGACCAUACAAGAUGCUCAUGCGGCAAAUUAUGAUAUGGUUACGAGCCCCAUCACAACUCCCCAUUUUCAUUCCCGGGUUUUGACCUUACUGUCUUCGUCCCUUGCCCUUCAUGCAGAGGAAGACAUCACCAAGACUAAAAGCGCUUCGCCUAUUAUUAUCCCACCACUGACCCCAGCGGAUACCCCUUUGACGCCUGACGAGUCCAUCAGUCAGACAAUCGGCAUCACAAGCUCUUGGAUCGACCUUGGUUCUCCAGAUCCGAUAAUAGCAGAUAUAUCUCGACAAGUCCUUCAACUGGAGGUGGCCUACGCGGCCUUUUGCGGACUCACCUAUGUCCUGAUCUCAGGUCCUCUUCUUCGUGGUCAAGGCGUGUCUGACAGUGGGGUUGCCCAAUAUGCGAGAGCAAUCUCGGAUGCCCUGAGCCAAGGCCCCUAUAUGCAGCUUUACAUAUGGUUGCCCAUGAUCGACCAUUCCAAGGAACAGAUUGACCAAAUGGGCAACCUAGCCCCCUUCGCUCGCCGGCAAUUUCUGGAGCAGGACGAGGCUGAAGCCGAGCGGUUGGAUGUCUUUGGAUCCUGGGAGGCAUGGAACAUGAUUAGAUCGACAUGUAAAUAUCCCUCGAGAUUAUGUGUAGCAUUGUCUAUACCGAAGCUGCUGCCGCCCGUAGCCAUCCAGUCAAGAUGGUAUUCCGAGCCCGUUCGACUCCUCACCCUCGACAAGCAAGUGUUCGCUAAGAACGCCAAGGGCUAUCCUGUGCUAACUCGUGCUCACCAAGCCUUCGUCCUGAGGUUUGCCCGGCUCCGAUCGGCGCCAUGGUUCCUUCUGUGUGAUGUAGGGACUAUUCCCGGCCGCACCACGAACGGCAACAUGGUCAACCCAGCCACAGCUGGGACCAAUGCUUUCCCUACGCUCGCUGAAGCAGCACAGACUCCAGAUCUCAAAGAUGCGACCCCUCACCUCUCGUACAUGCGCAACCUGCAAACCAAACAAUCAUCACAGACGGCCAUUGAUCGCUUUGGUGCCGGCUACCAGGAUUACCUACAAGCGCCCUUGCAGCCGCUCUCGGUCAAUCUUGAAAGCAUUACUUACGAAGUCUUCGAGAAGGAUCCAAUUAAGUAUGCGUGGUAUGAACGCGCCAUCGCCCGGGCCCUGCACGACUGGAUUGAACAAGGAAAGCCAACCUCCAACCCGGACGGACGAGUUGUGGUUGCUGUGGUAGGAGCAGGCCGCGGACCGCUAGUAACCCGCGCACUCAAGGCAAGUCAAGACGUCGGCGUGGAGAUUGACAUGUGGGCGCUGGAAAAGAACCCGAAUGCAUUCGUCCUGCUGCAACGUCACAACAACACAACCUGGAACGGCCGAGUCAACUUGGUGAAGUCAGAUAUGAGAACGUGGAGGGGACCUAUUCGCGCUGCAAAUGCAUUACGGCCGACUCGAAUAUACAACACCUCGGCCGACAGUGAUGACGACGAUUUUGUUGUUGCCGACAGUCAGGACGACGACAAGAAGAGAGAACAAACUACAGGGAAAGAAUCAGUCACCUCACAGCCGACGUUCACAGGCUCACCCAGUCUCGACAGCACUUAUCUCCUGGCCACGACACCUCAGACCACGAUGCCAACACCCUACAAGAUCGACAUCCUUAUCAGCGAACUCCUGGGAUCCUUUGCGGACAAUGAACUGUCCCCCGAAUGCCUCGACGGCGUCCAGCACCUGCUGAACCCCGUGCAUGGCAUCUCCAUCCCCGCGUCGUACACGGCACAUAUCACCCCGAUCGCGGCGCCGAAACUACACGCGGACAUUCUACAUGGGAUGAGCGGUAACCCCAACGCGGGCGAGACGCCUUACGUGGUCAUGUUCAACGCGAUCGACUACUUGAGCACGAGGCCAGGUGCUGCAGACGCCGAUACACGCGGAGAGUGGUCAGGGACAUUUCAAGGUCAUCCAGCGCCCGGCAGCGACAUGGCAAGUCCUGCUUCGCCGUCCGAGACCACGACCACCGCGCCGACGCCGUAUUCGAAAGCCCACACGCGUCAAUCUCAACAAUCCAUGGCCCCACCGCCGCUACCGGCACCGGCCCCUGUGAUCCAACAGACAUGGGCGUUCCAGCACCCGAAUCCAGCCUUACCCAGCCUGGUCCCUUCCACGGUCGGCACGACGACAACGGAACCCUCGCUGACCAACAGCCACAACGCCCGCUCAUGCCAAUUGACAUUCCCCAUCCCACACCGAGGUACAUGCCACGGCCUUGCAGGCUACUUCGAAACCGUGCUGUACAAGGGCGUCGAGUUGUCCACGAAUCCGGACACGAUGGACCAGAAGAGCGAGGGCAUGAUCAGUUGGUUUCCCAUAUUCUUCCCCUUGAAGAUACCAAUCUUCCUUCCCGACAACUCCGAAGUCAGCUUGACAAUGUGGCGCAAGACCGACGACCGGAAGGUGUGGUACGAGUGGCUCGUCGACGUCUACAUUUUCCUCCCUUCGUCUUCGUCCUCGUCCUUGCCCUCACAAACUCUGUCUAAAGGGGAUUACACGGCGCAACAGCAGAGCAAGAGCCCCGACAACAGCGUCGGCGGCGGUGACAAAUUGAAGAGGAAAAGCGUCCCAGGGGCGCCACCACUGGCGAUACCACCACCACCGGGAGCACGAACGGGCACAACCCGCAGCGAUGCGGAGCGAGGCACGCGACCCGCCGCCGGGGCACGAGGACGCAGAAUGCGCAUCGGAGGGAGCGAGCUGCACUCCUCGGAGAAGGAGGCCUGUCUGAUGUAA
Messenger RNA from Fonsecaea erecta, 2838 nucleotides. RefSeq lists its product as hypothetical. The coding region runs from base 1 to 2838 and encodes 945 amino acids. The transcript has 4 exons. NCBI's taxonomy places the organism in Eukaryota, Fungi, Ascomycota, Eurotiomycetes, Chaetothyriales, Herpotrichiellaceae. Gene Ontology annotation, biological process: peptidyl-arginine N-methylation; regulation of DNA-templated transcription. The record is from RefSeq and is a predicted model, not a curated record. Gene Ontology annotation, cellular component: cytosol; nucleus.